Molecule: messenger RNA, 1405 nt
Organism: Tinamus guttatus (white-throated tinamou)
Lineage: Eukaryota; Metazoa; Chordata; Aves; Tinamiformes; Tinamidae
Source: RefSeq, a predicted model, not a curated record
AGAUUGUGCCAAAAUGGAUCGAGACGCCAUGGCCGAGAUCAACCAUUAUUGUCAAAAGAAUAAUUUUACAUUGGACUAUAGUGAUGUCAAAGCGACUGGCCCUGCUCAUUGUCCUGAAUUUACAGUCGUGGUUAAAAUAGGUGACGAAAAAUAUGGUGAAGGUACUGGUAAAUCUAAGAAAGAAGCAAGAGCAGCAGCAGCAGAAAAAACAUGGGAGAUGAUAGAAGAAAAGAAGAGAAGGGCGUUGCAGUUUGAUGGUGGGGCAAAUUUGGACCAAGGGGCUCACGUGCAACUACUACAAAGGCAUCCAUCUGAAAUCAGUUCCACAUCUGGAGAAUCUAGUAGUUCCCAUGAAAUGUCAAAUAUGUCUGACUCAGAUGGUACUUAUUUUGAAAGCUCAGCUGCAAGCUUGGUAGAAGAAGUGAAAAACAUGGCAAUAACUGAAAAGCCUAUGCCUGCUCAGAAAAACGCUCGAUGUUCUGCUCAGAAAUCCCCAGGAAGACUUUUUUUGCUGGCACCUGCGUUUGAUAAGGCAGUAAACAAGAGAGAUAAAAAUGCAUACUCUGUGGAUGAAAGAUUUCUUAAGGAUUUUGAAAAUAUAGUGCCUAUUGGUGAAGGUGGUUUUGGGAACGUCUUCAAAGCAACAGCAAGGAUGGCUGGAAUAACCUAUGCAGUCAAACGAGUCAGGGUCGCGGAGAAUGUAAUGCGUGAAAUCAAAGGACUUGCAUGUCUCAACCAUGAAAACAUUGUGCGCUAUUACAGCAGCUGGAAAGGGGAGGACUACGUACCAUGUCCGGACGCAAGCCAGGAGCACCCCUCAAAAUGUGAAUGUAUUUUUAUCCAAAUGGAAUUUUGUGAAAAAGGGACAUUGGAAAACUGGGUUGAAGAUAAUCGGGGAAAACGAAGGUAUCAGGAGAUGGCACAAGACAAAUUUUUACAAGUAGUGAAAGGAGUAGAAUAUAUUCAUUCUAAAGGGUUAAUUCAUCGAGACCUCAAGCCUCAGAAUAUAUUCAUAUCAAAUGAAGAUAAAAUAAAAAUAGGUGAUUUUGGACUUGUGACUUCCGAGUCCUAUCAGCGUCUGACAGAAAACCGAGGAACAACGUCGUACAUGGCACCAGAACAGUUUGGAGCUGCAUAUGGAAAGGAAGUAGAUAUUUAUGCACUAGGAUUAAUAUGGUUUGAAAUUCUUUCCGCAUUGGCUAGUCAUCAUGAGAAAUGCAGAAUAUGGCAAGAUGUUAAACAAGGCAACUUCCCCAGGAGCUUCAGUAACAAAUUUCCAUCAGAGGCACCCAUGAUCAAACAGAUGCUUUCAGCAGAUCCCCACAAAAGACCUUCUGCUUCUCAGUUACUUAAGUUUGUUAAGCAUGCUGUUGAAGACAAGCCAUGGAGAGCUUAUACUCACUAA